Mucor mucedo is the source of this 1005-nucleotide messenger RNA. RefSeq names its product kinase-like domain-containing protein. The record is from RefSeq and is a predicted model, not a curated record. The transcript has 7 exons. Gene Ontology annotation, biological process: protein phosphorylation. Gene Ontology annotation, molecular function: ATP binding; cyclin-dependent protein serine/threonine kinase activity. Gene Ontology annotation, cellular component: nucleus. The coding region runs from base 1 to 1005 and encodes 334 amino acids. NCBI's taxonomy places the organism in Eukaryota, Fungi, Mucoromycota, Mucoromycetes, Mucorales, Mucoraceae.
AUGUCUUCCUCAAUUAGUAAUCUCGCAGCUGUAACCUCCAUAGCUUACACACCAUCCAAAAUUACGAAUGAGCGAAAUUCCGAGGACCGUCCGAAAAUAACCAAGUAUGAAUUACUGGAAAAGCUGGGCCAAGGAAGUUACGGGGAAGUCUUCAAAGCGAGAAAUAAAGAAAGCAAUGACUUAGUUGCCUUAAAAAGAAUGCCAAUUGGGGACGAAGGGGAAGGGAUACACCUCUCAACUAUACGGGAAAUCAAUAUUCUUAAACAACUGAACCAUAAGAAUAUCAUCCCCUUACGUGAUGUUGUUGUUGAUUCAGGCUUACUGCAUAACCCAAACGUACAAUUAACUGCGCAAGAUAUCAAGACAUACCUAAAACAAUUAUUAGAAGCAACAGCGCAUAUGCAUCAAAGCCGCAUCCUUCAUCGCGAUAUAAAAGCUUCUAAUAUCUUAAUCAACAAUGACGGUAUUUUACAGAUUGCCGAUUUUGGUCUUGCACGGGAUAUGGAUAACGGUGAUGAAGAGUAUACCAAAUCUGUUGUUACUAGAUGGUAUAGACCACCAGAGUUGAUUCUUGGUGAAGGGCGAUACACCAGUGCAAUUGACAUGUGGGGCGUUGGAUGUGUUUUCGGCGAGCUGAUAAAAUCGAGGGCUAUAUUACAAGGACAAGACGACCUUGAUCAAUUAAAAAAAAUAUUUAAUUUGUGUGGCUCGCCCAAUCAAAAAAACAUGCCUAACUGGCACAAAUUACCAGAUGCUAGGAAGACCCGGUUUAAAAAAACUGUGAGACGUGUUCGACGUGAAUAUUCCAGUUUUGAUCCUCUUGCUGCAGACCUCUUAGACAAGCUACUAGUUCUUGACCCCAAAAAACGAUCAACAGCUUUAGAAGCUCUUGACCACAAUUAUUUCUCUUCCUCGCCUUUGCCCACAAACCCUGCCAAUCUUCCCAAAUAUGAAUCAUCACAUAAUUAUGAUCGUCAUAGAAACAAGAAACCUCGACAUGAUUAG